Gossypium arboreum is the source of this 1074-nucleotide messenger RNA. Its product is annotated as late embryogenesis abundant protein 3-like. Bases 327 to 761 code for a protein of 144 amino acids. Lineage: Eukaryota; Viridiplantae; Streptophyta; Magnoliopsida; Malvales; Malvaceae. The transcript is spliced from 2 exons. The record is from RefSeq and is a predicted model, not a curated record.
GGAUAAACCCAAAGAAAAAAAAACAGUUUGAAGUGCAAUUAUUAGUUUGCAUGUGGAAAGAGAUAUGAACCAUCAAAGCACCUCCCGCGUUGAUCGAAGCCUUCCAAAAAUGCAGCCAAAAAGAACCACGAAAAGAGUUUGCAAUUUCCAACCGUCUCUUUCGCAGGCUGAAACGUGAAAAAUCCACACGACAAACAUCAAAGCACAAUUGUAACUCCGUCCCGGUGCAUAUAUUUAUAGAAACCACUAAUUAGGAGAUCCCUCGUUUUAACUUUCACCGUCAUCUCAUUCUCUAAAAUUUUCGGUAUCAAUCAAUCAAAAUAAUAAUGAGCCAGGGACAGCCACUCAAGCCUCAUAUCGACAAAUACUUCGACCUGGAACCCAUCACUAUCGGAGAAGUUCUAGAGACAGCAGCCGUAUCGGUCGGCGAUAGACCCAUUGAAUCAAGCGAUGCAGAUGCAAUACCAGCCGCAGAAAAGAGAGCCUCGUGCGGUGACGAAGGGGAAAGCGGUGGGUUAGGAGACACUGCACAAGCUGCGGCCAGUUUCAAUGCCACUGCUGCCCAAAACGUCCAUAAGAUUAACAUUUCUGAUGUAUUAAAGAAUGCUGCUUCCAAGUUGCCUCAUGAUAAAGCUGUGACAUGUGAAGAUGCUGAAGCCGUGAAAGGUGCAGAGCUGAGAGGCAGACUAGAAACCGUUGUCAGGCCCGGUGGAGUAGCGGAUACGAUGUCAAAAGCCGCUAGGGUGAACCUGCAGGAUUAGGAUGACACCGCAUGAAGCCUGCAUAUAAGUGUGCUUUUAUUGUAGCUUUGUUACAGGUUUUGUCUUGCAACAAGUGAAGGAGUCGGUUAUGGAGAUGUAGUACCUUAGCGGGGUUCCAAAGUGGUAACUAAUUUCCUUGGAACGUUAAGAUAUUUCAAGUUUCAAGUUCUGUUAUUGGUGUGGAUUACUUCAAUGUUAUGGUUUGAGCAUUGUUUAAUUUCUUUCUAUUUUCAUGUGUUUGAAUAAAAUUUUAAUAAAUCUUGUUAAUAGUAUUAUAAAUCAAUGUAAAGGCCCAAAGGGCUUUCCUCUUUAA